This is a messenger RNA of Trypanosoma cruzi, 525 nucleotides long. RefSeq names its product oxidoreductase-like protein, putative. The transcript has a single exon. Gene Ontology annotation, molecular function: FMN binding; NADPH-hemoprotein reductase activity; flavin adenine dinucleotide binding. The annotation marks the transcript as partial. Gene Ontology annotation, cellular component: cytosol. NCBI's taxonomy places the organism in Eukaryota, Euglenozoa, Kinetoplastea, Trypanosomatida, Trypanosomatidae. The record is from RefSeq and is a predicted model, not a curated record.
UUUAUGACACAGACAGCAGCGUCGACAACACUUCCGUUAUGGAUUCUAGUGGGGGCUGAAACAGGCAUUGCGCCUUUAGUGUGUGCCGUUCACGAGCUUGUACGUUACCGUCAAGGUGGUGUGGGAUGCAAAACUCAAAUUCCUAAUUGUUGGGUGGUGUACGGUGCUAGGAAUUUUGCCGAGUUAGUGUAUCACAGAAAACUGCAAGAAGCCCUAGAAUUAAACGCCAUUUCUCGUUAUGAUGUGUCAAUUUCGCGCUCGAGCAGCGAAGGGUACCUCAAGUACGUCACGGAUGUGUUGGAUGCCCAUUCGGAGGAGCUUCGGGGAGCGCUUCUUGAGAGGGGUGCUCGUUUGUUUGCUUGUGGACCGGCGGCACUUUUGAAAUCAUUACGGCUACGGUUGGCAAAUAACAUUUUGCGCUCUAAUGAUGAUGACGAGAGUGUUCGUGAGCAACGCGUAUUGCUAUUGGAAAAAAGGGGUCAGCUUAUGUUUGACGUCUGGUCGGCGGUAAAUAUCUUCGAGUAA